AUGACUGCAUUGAGACGAUAAAUUUGGAUUUACAAAAUUCCUGUAAAUCACGUUGUAAAUAGCUGGACAGCCACAAAAACUCUACGUCCAAAUGCAGCUACGCCACUAGUUAUUGCGCAAAUCGAAAGUUUCCUACUUUCUAGUCAGAAAUGUUAGACACUGAAGUGCAGUAUGACCUAGAAUUUUUCUACAGGUUUUAUUUAAAAAUUUUGGGUGAAACAUUGUUAUAUUUUCGGAAUUUUGCUUUGUACAUUAGUGUUUGGGUGUUUAGUUACUUGGUGGUAUGUUGUAUUGUGUAUCGACGGUAUGCAAGGCGGCUGCCGACUCGGACCCGCGGGGCGCUCAAAACCAAGCGAGUACUGAUGGUUGUGGCCCAUCCGGACGAUGAAUGCAUGUUCUUCGGGCCUACUAUCUUCAGAUUGUGCGAGCAGGGCGCUGAUGUACAUGUACUUUGCCUAACUAACGGUAAUUAUGAGGGGAAAGGACAAAUACGGCGUUCAGAACUAUGGGAUGCUUGCAAAGAACUUGGUGUUCCAGGUCAGAAUAUAUGUCUGAUAAUGGAUACAAGGUUAAGAGAUGACCCAAAAUGCCAGUGGCCAGUUCCCAUUGUUGCUAAACUCAUACAACACAGGCUGGAGUCAUUAGACAUAGACACACUUGUUACGUUUGAUAGAGGAGGCAUCUCCUCUCAUCCAAACCAUUCUGCAGUUUUUUAUGCAGUUGCUUAUAUGUUUGUUGAGAAGCUGGUGCCUAAAAGAUGCACAGUUUACACAUUAGACUCAGUGAAUGUAUUGAGAAAGUACAUAGCUUUUCUAGACCUUCCACUUAGUUUUGUAUUGUCUUCCAAAAGAUACUUCCUUCGCUGGACGGAGAGCCGGCGCGUGGUGCGGGCGAUGAAACGUCACAAAUCACAGAUGGUGUGGUUCCGCCACCUGUAUGUGAUGUUCUCUAGGUAUAUGGUCAUCAACACGCUCAGGAGAAUAAGCCUUGCAGACAUUGAGUUGGAGCUUGAAGUCGAUGAUUAGCUUGAUAUCACAGCAGCUUCAUACAGGGUGUCAGUGACACUGUUAUGAAAACUUAAGGGAUGAUUCUGAUCAUGAUUCUGAAUUGAUAUAAAAUGGAAUUUCCCGUCGGAAAAUUUGUGAUUCUUUUAGUUUCUUUUUGAAUUAUUUUCAGUCCCAUAUUGUGUUUUAAGCUGCAUAGAACCCAAAUUUAAAUUUAAAAAAUAACAGUGACAAAGUAAUGUAAAUCGAACAACGCAAGUAAUCGCUAGACUACUUUAUACGUAGUUCGAUAUACAUUGCGGCGCAGCUAAAACUCAAGAUCAGAAUAAAACAUUUCCGACAAGCAGACAUUUUUUUUUGUUAUGGUGUCACUAACACCCGAUCGACGAGACGACCUAUCAACUAAUAUACAGGUAUAUUACAGAUGUUGAUAGGUCGUCGGUUUUGAUACCAGUCUUCUUCUUCGCAAAAAUUGCAAAAAUAAAUUAAGGUAUUUUUCAUAAGUCUCUAUUAGCUGGGCAUAAAAUCCAAUUUGAAAUCAUACUAUGUCGUAAACAAUAAUGUGACGAAAGCACUUUGGUAUCGCAUCUGGUUCCGCAUUAGAUGAUUAUAUGAAUGACAAGAGCUAAGGGUUUAAGUCCCGUCCAAAUCAGACUUUCGGUUUAAUUUUCUGCUUUGACGCCAGCCUGUAUUAUUGCUGUCUGAACUGCGUGUCUCAGCGAUCGCAGAACCAAGAGCAUACCGCAUCAUAUUUACAUACAUAAUCACGCCCUUCAUUCCUAUAGAGGUAGGCUUAUCAUUAAGUUGACUUGUCAAUUAUUACAUGGUGUGGCACAAGUAACUGCAGGAUAAAACUGCUUAAUUAUUACUGGAAAUAUUAGCAGUUGAAUACAUCUCUGAACUUUCGCCUUUCACGAUUAGUAUUGGUGAGGUGUCUUAGGGUGCCUGAUAUCAUGUUCAUACUUACAAUUAUAUUGGUUCCAUGUGUUAAAAAUUAAAGAGGCUUUCCGAUUUUAAGCAUUAAGAGAAGGAAAAUGUUCAAAAACCUGUAUGUUGCGUAAAACCCUGAAAUGUAUGUGUCGUGGCCAGAUCUAGAAUUGAUCAUUUCAUGAUGCGCUAUCAUAUCAUGAAAUGAACAUAGUCGAACACAUCCUGAAAUGAUCAAUUCUAAGGUCUGGCCACGACAUAAUAUGUACCAUUAGAGUGACAUAGCUUUUGUCUCUUUCGUACUAACCUGUAUACCGUUUUCGCACUACUCCGAUUCUUAUCCGAAUUUCGAAGUGGCUGUUCGGCUGGUGGUCAUUAUCGGACUUGGAUCACGGAUAAGAAUCUGAUAUAGUUAGAAAACGCCCUUAGUGCGAAAGAGGCAUGUCAUUAUUCGUCUCUUUCGCACGAAGCGAUGUACUUUAUAUCUCUGUCUUUUCAUUCUAAUCAUAGUCUCCUGUAGGCAGAGGCAAAAUCGAAUGAUCAAAGCUUUUGAUCGCAAAGGGCUAUACUGAUCAAACUAUCGAUCUACUUUGAGUUACUUUACUCAAUGCCUUUACUCCAGUUAUUUAAUUCAAAAGCAUACAUGACAAGUAGAUACAAAAAUAUAGAUUUUUAAAAACAAAAUAACCAACAAUCAAGUACAAAGUUGAAAUUUAAAACGGUUUAACGUCGCUGUAUAUUUAUCAACCGAAUUUAAAAAAAUGAUUUUACAAUUCCUAAUCCGCAUUUUCUGUGUAAAGUACUAUAAUGUAAAUAAAAAUAAAGUGAUGGGUGAUUGUAAAAUGUUUUACAAUAAGAUGAGACUAAGGAGAUUGUAAAUUAUUAUAAUUAAUAAAAUGUUAAAUGUCCUGUAUGUGAAAUAGUCAUUUGUAAAAUGAAAAGUAUGGAUGUUGUUAUUAAAAAAAAUGUUUAUGAGAGUAAAUCAUAAUAAAUAAAAACUAUUCGAUCGUUAAACGUUUACUGUUCACCAACAACUUGUAUUUAUAAAUUUAAAAAAAAACAUUUUUCUUUCGCCAUAUCAGUUCUGUGAUAUAUUAUGUGGUUCUUGCUUAUUUUAACGAGCUUGCAUCCAUGUCUUUUUUUUUUUUUUAAUUUUAAUAAUAUUAUGUCUUAAGCUUGUUACUUAUUUCCAAAAUGAAACAUUGUUAUUUUACCUCGCUGCAAUAAACGACCAAGUUGGUAUUGUU
This is a messenger RNA of Pectinophora gossypiella (pink bollworm), 3178 nucleotides long. RefSeq names its product N-acetylglucosaminyl-phosphatidylinositol de-N-acetylase (gene PIG-L). The transcript has 4 exons. Bases 150 to 1025 code for a protein of 291 amino acids. Gene Ontology annotation, cellular component: endoplasmic reticulum. Gene Ontology annotation, molecular function: N-acetylglucosaminylphosphatidylinositol deacetylase activity. Gene Ontology annotation, biological process: GPI anchor biosynthetic process. Lineage: Eukaryota; Metazoa; Arthropoda; Insecta; Lepidoptera; Gelechiidae. The record is from RefSeq and is a predicted model, not a curated record.